Messenger RNA from Melitaea cinxia (Glanville fritillary), 764 nucleotides. RefSeq names its product putative carbonic anhydrase 5. The transcript has 6 exons. The record is from RefSeq and is a predicted model, not a curated record. Gene Ontology annotation, molecular function: carbonate dehydratase activity; zinc ion binding. Lineage: Eukaryota; Metazoa; Arthropoda; Insecta; Lepidoptera; Nymphalidae. The coding region runs from base 26 to 670 and encodes 214 amino acids.
GUUCAGCACGGAAGGAGAUAAUGACAUGCAUCCCACUGUAACUGGAGGACCUUUGAAAUAUUUCUAUCGCCUCGAACAACUGCACUUUCAUUGGCUUUCAGAACACUCGAUAAAUGGAGUAAAGUUUCCGAUGGAAAUUCACUUCGUACACGUUCGGUCCGAUCUCGAAGUUUCCGAAGCAUUAAAUAAGCGGGACGGGCUGGCAAUACUCUCAGUGUUUUGCAAUGUUCAAACAGAACUCAACGAAGAUCAACAAAAGGCAUCCGAAGAAAUCAUGCAGCACAUACCAAUGUUGUUGAGAACAGGGCACAGAAUCAGCGGAGUUCUUUUAAAUUUAAGUAAGCUGUUGAGUCCAAAGAGGAAUUCCUACUUCACAUACCUUGGUUCGCUGACGUCUCCGGAGUGCAACGAAGUCGUCGUUUGGAUUAUUUUUGACAACCCAAUAUAUAUUUCUGAUGCCCAAUACCGCCUCUUCGGCAAGGUGGGCGUCGGUCGUCACAACUUCAGGAGUCAGCAGAAGAUAAACCAUCACCAAGUGUUCCAACCACCAGACGCGUUCAUCACCACACCUAAAGCGAUUCUCAUCGUUUCCGACGUUUUGAAACUCAUGACACAAUUCUUUAGGAAUGUUACAAGAUUCGUCGUAAAAGGCCUCAAAUCAAGAUUAUAGACACGACAAAUCACAUACAACAUAUUUAUUAUACUUUAUUUAGUUAAUAUUUAAACGAUUAUUGUUAUGGUUUUACAAAUAAACAUAUUAAAUU